AGUGCCAUUUGCAUGCUGCAGUGUAUAGCGGUAUCAAACCCCACUGCAUUGCUAGCCAUCGGGGUUUCGCGUGAUUGUUUUGAUUUGUUUGUCACAUUUGGCUUGAGAGAUAGCCUAAGCAUGUGGUUUAGACUAUAAAUAGCCUGAUGUAUGCGUCUUCAGAGAAACCGUGACGUGUUUUAUAAGCAGCGCAGUCGGUUUCAUUUUCAUUCAUUUUCCUUUCAACGUCUGCUGCGCGCUGAUCUGCCAUUCUGCAACAACUGAACGCCUGUAAAGUCUGAAUAUCUCCCGUCGACAAGAUCUAAAGUUGUCCAGCCAUCUUAGAGCCAGCCAUGUCCAACGGUCCACCCACCAUGGCAGCGCCUGUGUGCCUGAUUGAGAACACAGACCAGGGCCUGCAGACGGUGGAGUCGUCCCUCAACCUCCUGCGGAGGAUCCAGCAGCCCGUGGUGGUGGUGUCUGUGGUGGGGCUCUACCGCACCGGCAAGUCCUACCUCAUGAACCGGCUGGCCGGGCAGCAGUCAGGCUUCGCCCUGGGCAGCACCAUCGAGUCGAAGACCAAAGGCAUCUGGAUGUGGUGUGUGCCCCACCCCAUUAAACAAGGACACACGCUGGUGCUGCUAGACACUGAAGGACUUGGUGAUGUCGACAAGGGCGAUGAGAAGAACGAUGCCUGGGUCUUCUGUCUGGCUGUGCUGCUCAGUAGCACCAUGGUCUACAACAGCAGAGGCACCAUCGACAACCAGGCCAUAGAGAAACUGCACUACGUGACGGAGCUGACAGAACAGAUCCAGGUAAAGUCCGGAGGGGCCAGUAAACAGGACGACGAUGACGAGAUCCCGGAGGAGUGCGAGUUUGUCCGCUUCUUCCCCGGCUUUGUGUGGGCUGUUCGGGAUUUCACCCUGGAGAGGAAGAUCGACGGUCGUGAUGUGAGUGAGGACGAGUACCUGGACUUUGCCCUGCAACUAAAGAAAGGUUUGAAUCCCAAGGUGGUGGCCUACAACCUCCCGAGACAGUGCAUCAGGAACUUCUUCCCGACCCGGAAGUGCUUCACCUUCCCGUUCCCAACGGAGGCAAAAAACAUGAAACGCCUGGACAACAUGGCUGAGACCGACCUUGACCCGGACUUCCUGAAAGUGGCUGAUCGUUUCUGCAGCUACGUAUUCGCAGAGUGCCGUGUGAAGACCGUGAAGGGAGGUCACAAGGUCACCGGCAGCCGGUUCAGCUAUCUUGUGAAGAUCUACGUGGAGACCAUCAACAGUGGCAAGGUUCCCUGUCUGGAGAACGCAGUGGUUGCCAUGGCAGAGAUCGAGAACCAGACGGCUGUGAACGAAGCCUUCCGGCUCUUUGAGCAGGGCAUGGAGGACCUUAAGAAGAACUUCCCCAUUGAUCUCGGACCUCUCUCGACGGAACACCAACGCCUCUCUACCAUGACAACGCAGGAGUUCCUGAAACGUUCCUUCAAGGACACAGAGGGGAAGUACAUGGCACAGCUGCAGGAGAAAGUGGCAAAGCUCUAUGAUCAGCUGAUCAACGAGAACAUGGAAGCCUCAGUAAAGCAGUGCCGGAAGCUUCUCUCUGACCUGUACGCGCCGAUGGCCGCCAACAUUCAGCAGGGCAGCUAUUCCAAGCCAGGCGGGUACGAGAUCUACUGCCGCGACCGAGACACCAUGGUGGCCAAGUACCGGCAGCAUGGCAAGAAGGGCAUGAAGGGGGAGGAGAUAUUGGAGGAGUUUCUUCAGCAGAGGAACGCUGAGGCCAACGCCAUCCUGAUGGCAGACGAGAAACUCACCGCAGCCGACAAACAAAUGGCCGAGGCCCGUGAGCAGGCGGCGGUUCAGGAGCAGCAGGCCAAGGUGGCGGCGCAGCGUCAAGAGGACCUGCAGCGAGCGCUCGAGGAUGAGAAACGCAACCAGGAGGAGCGCUUGAGACGCAUGGAGGAGAAGAUGGAGGAGGAGAAACACCUCCAGCGCGAGGAGCUGGACCGCGCUCUGGAGAGCAAGCUGAAGGAGCAGCGGGAGAUGAUGGAGAAGGGCUUCAGGGACAAGGCCGAGAUCAUGAGCCAGGAGAUCGAGCAGCUCAAGAAGGAGAGGGAGAAUCAGAAGGAGGCGCAGAAGAAAGAGCUUCUGGAACAGAAAAACAGGAUGGAGGAGGAGAGGAACCGACAGCUAGAGAGUCUCCUGGAGGAGGAGAAGAGAAGUCACGAGGAGAACCUCAACCAUCUCAACGAGAAGCUGAAGCAGGAGUAUGCGCUGCUGGCGUCGGAGCAGAAGGUGGCGCUAGAGAGCAAGCUGGCAGAGCAGAAGGCACUCCUCGCUCAGGGCUUCCACCAGCAGGAGCAGGAGCUGAAGGAGCAGAUCCAGCAGCUGAAGAAGGAGCAGGCCCAGAGGGAGGCCGAGGAGGCGCGCUUGCGUCAGGAGGAGGCGCGUCAGGAGAGGGAGGAGCAGCAGCAAGCCGCCAAGGCCACCAUGCAGUUGUUCGGCAGGAUCCUGGAGACGUACUACAAGUUCCAGCAGAAGAGGGAGGACCGACGUCUCCAAGACGUUCUGGCCCAGAAGGAGAAAAACGACUACAAGAACAAGGUGUUGAAAGACACGGCCGAAAUCGGAGAAGUUCCAGAGGUGCCAGUGGUGAAAGAGGUCCCGAAGGUGAAGGAGGUCCCAAAGGUGAAGGAGGUCCCUGGGUCAUCAGAAGGUCUUCCAGCAGGACAGAAGAAAGUUUAAGAUGUUGUUUGUUGUCUUGUUCUUUUGUACUAAGAUCAAUUAUUUGGUACAUAGAUUCAUAGAUUUGCAAAGGUACUUGUGGUUAAUGUUUGUCCAUAUAUUUCUAGAUGGGCUUUGGGGUGGGAAUGCAAACUAUACAACUCUAUAAAAAUGCAAAAUAAAUAGGUAAAAUAUGUAUUUUUUGAUGAAACACUGAAUUAUGUGUUUAAAUAUAUUUUUACAUUUUUGCUGAAUUGUAAUCUACUCACUUAACUCAACCAUCUACCCACACAAAAAAUAUCCACUUGACCGCAACUUCUCACAAAGUUGACAUGCACAAUGGAUGUAUCCAUACAGAAAGUUUUCCGCAGCCUAUUGGGGCUUGGAGUUGAAGGAUUCAGGUUGUUUCAGUGGGCAUUUGAGAGAUAUAAUCUGGCCAAUAUGGUAAUGACUGGAGCGAAUACUGUAAUAAUGUACUAAUAUCCCUCUGUUUAUUGGAUAUAAAGUGUCACACAUGCCGGUACGUUUCUAGUGAUGGGCUUUGGGGUUGGGAUGCAAACUGUGAAACUCUGUAAAAUAAAUACAAUGGUAAACACUGAUGUUGUUAUAUGUAGUGUGUACAAACACACAUAGACUAUAAAUGGCCAUCAUGUUUGUCAAUAAACAUCAAUAUU
This is a messenger RNA of Sardina pilchardus (European sardine), 3376 nucleotides long. Its product is annotated as guanylate-binding protein 1-like. The transcript is spliced from 14 exons. Gene Ontology annotation, molecular function: GTP binding; GTPase activity. The record is from RefSeq and is a predicted model, not a curated record. Lineage: Eukaryota; Metazoa; Chordata; Actinopteri; Clupeiformes; Clupeidae. Bases 333 to 2723 code for a protein of 796 amino acids.